This is a messenger RNA of Symbiodinium natans, 1521 nucleotides long. Lineage: Eukaryota; Dinophyceae; Suessiales; Symbiodiniaceae. The record is from the annotation of a GenBank genome assembly.
AUGAAGGUAACUUCGCUUCUUCCUCUCCUCCUUGUCCGGGCCUUGUGUUUAGAGGAAUGUGAUGCGUCGGCAGAACUCCAAACAGUGCACCAGAGGGUUAUGGACCUGAAGAAUGCUGCGGAUGGGAGCGAAGAGAUCGAAGAGAGCCAGCCAUGGCCAACGAAGGAUGCAGUUGAGGCCGGCACCACUGUGUGCAAGCAAGGUGUGCAAAGCUGGAACUCUUUUUCGGACGGUGAGGUGAUUAAGGGUACGACCCACUUGCUGGGCGGUUUGGCUCCAGUUGCGGGCUUGGUGCUCGCGGAGCCGGAAGCUCUCUUGGUAGCAGGUGGCCUUGGCAUGAUCGGAGGCCUCUUCGGCAGCGAAGGUGAUGCAGGAAUCAGCAAUGAAGAUCUCCUUGACACGAUGCAGGAGGGCUUCCGAAAUAUCUCGAUAAAGCUUGACGAGAUGGACAUGAAGCUGGACAGCAUGCAGAGGCAGCUGACCGAGAUGCAACUGCAGCUCCAGGUCUUACAGGCGACCAUGACCACGUACGUGGUUGGCCAGUUGAGCAUCAUCCAGGACAUUUCGGGAGAGUUUCGUAACAUCCUGCAGUUGGGGGACGCUGCUCGGAAAGCGCCAGACUUGCACAUGCGGGACUUCAAAAGGCAAAUCGACUUUGCAGUGGUGACUUACGGAAAGGAGCUGUACCCCCCGGCGGGUUGCUUGAGUGCUGGGAACUUGGCGAAUGUCUUGCGAGAUCCGGCUGUCAGUAUUUGUGACGCUGGCGACUUCUACAAACAAGUCAUCGCCGCUCGGUAUGAGAUGUUCUUCAUGAUGCAGAUGAACGAGUAUUUCAAGGACUCCGAUACGAUCUCCCAGCUGAAGCACCUGAACGCCUCGCAAAUAAAGGAGCUGCAGCAGCACCGAGCAGACGCUGCGAGCACCCUACUGGCCCAGCUCUCCGAGCAGUUGGAGACCUACAAGAAGACAGCCGAAAACCUCAGGCCAUCACCCGAGCAGUUCUUGCGGUGGGCCUUUCGGACCCGGGAGAGUUGCCAAGCUGCUUGCAUGACAGCAGAGUGUAACCUCGGGACACGCGUGGGCGAAAGGACUUGGUGCCUUUGGACCUCGGGAGCUUAUGGAUUGGAGGGAACGGUUGAGAAGUGCCACCAGUUUGGGAGGUUUGUUUUGAACUCAGACGGCUACGUGCAAAACUUUCGCAACAGCUACACUGCUAGUUGCCUCACUCUCCUUGCAAAGAACUAUACCUAUCCAAAGAAGUCAGCCAUCACCUUAAUGCCAUGCAAAGAUGUGGCGGAUGCGAGGAUGGUCUUCAGGAUGACGGACUCAGGCACACUACGUGCCCUGGAUGCCAGAUUGACUCUUCCCCACGUGCCGAUGUGGUGGUGCCUGACGAUCGAUUUUGCUGAAGGACAUGUCUCCAAGUAUAGCGACGAUUACAGGCUGGGCACGGUUGACUGCGCCGAUCCGGAUGCCCUGCAGUGGCAGGCAAUUACCUGGCAGGAUAUUUCCUCGCCGUGA